Ostertagia ostertagi is the source of this 378-nucleotide messenger RNA. The record is from the annotation of a GenBank genome assembly. NCBI's taxonomy places the organism in Eukaryota, Metazoa, Nematoda, Chromadorea, Rhabditida, Trichostrongylidae.
AUGAUGCGUCGUUUGGCGCCAAAUCGAUGCGAAGGCUGCGAAGACGCGGCCGUGGAGUUACAGAAGGAGCUGUUUAAUUACAACAGGGUAAAUGAAUGGAAAAAGGAGCUCGACUAUUUUAACCACCAAGAAGAGGAAAUGCAGAGGACUAUUCUGGGAAUUAUGGACAGCAUCAUCGAGGACAGCAAAAGGAAGUAUGAGCUUGUAAUGCAGGCAAACUAUGAUCUUCGCGUUUCGUUAUGGCAUAUGCGAAGCUUUUUUGAAGAAGCUACCUACAUCCCGAGCGAUGUACGAGCCCGUAGGCCUGAGGAGCCAAGGGAGGAGGCCCCUCCUCAGCAAGGAAGUAUCGACACAAGAAGUGAGGAAAAUGAAGAAUAA